GGAACCUUCUGAUGCUCUUCCCAGAGCGGCUUCAUCCCCUGAGGGGAAUCUCUUGCAGUGCUCACACAUCAAGUCUCCCAUUCAUAUGCAACCAGUAAGGACCCUGCUUAGGGAGCAUUCUCGUCGGGGCUCAAAAGCCUUGCCUUGCGGAGUAGCUCUGGGGACCUGCCCUGAACCGCAGCCACACAUCUUCCUCACUUCCCAUCAAAUGUGCACCAGCGAGAGCGUGAUCAGGAUGAGUUGCAGCCGGAAGGGGUCCUGUUAGUGUACCAACUUCAGGACUGUGGACAGCUCCUUCAGCUGUGACUCAGACACCUUCCAGGAACCAACCAACUUGCUGCUGUUUUAAUGCAUUUCCCUGAUGGAGAUCACGGCCGGCAACUUUGUCCUGCCAAAGGGUGAACGCAAAGGUACAUUCGGUGCCCACAUUGCUGCUCUACAGAGACUUUGCAAAGGAAAAGGGGUGCUCGAGGGUCUUCGGCCUUUGGACAAAUAAUUUCGUGGGGGGAACAGAAGCAGCAUCCUCUCGGAACAUGGAUCAGCUUCGGAGUGGAUUCCCAGUCUUUAAGAACAUCGUCACGUGUUAUUUCCUUGUGUUCUGGUCAGCAUCUGUCCAGGGCCGGACGCAGACCCAGGCAGAAGAGCGUCUCUUCAAGCACCUGUUCUCUGCCUACAACAAGUGGUCCAGGCCAGUCCGCAACACCUCUGAUGUCGUCAUCGUCCGGUUUGGCCUCUCCAUUGCUCAGCUGAUUGAUGUGGAUGAGAAGAACCAAAUGAUGACCACGAAUGUUUGGCUGAAGCAGGAGUGGAAUGACUACAAACUGCAGUGGAACCCGGUGGAUUUUGACAACGUCACUUCAAUCCGGGUGCCCUCCGAGAUGAUCUGGAUCCCGGACAUUGUGCUGUAUAACAAUGCUGACGGGGAGUUUGCCGUGACGCACAUGACCAAGGCCCACCUCUUCUCCAACGGCAGCGUGAAGUGGGUGCCGCCGGCCAUCUACAAGAGCUCCUGCAGCAUUGACGUCACCUUCUUCCCCUUUGACCAGCAGAACUGCAAAAUGAAGUUUGGCUCCUGGACCUACGACAAGGCCAAGAUCGACCUGGAGAGCAUGGACCGCCACGUGGACCUGAAGGACUACUGGGAGAGCGGGGAGUGGGCCAUCAUCAACGCCGUGGGCACGUACAACACCAAGAAGUACGACUGCUGCACCGAGAUCUACCCCGACAUCACGUACAGCUUCAUCAUCCGCCGCCUGCCGCUCUUCUACACCAUCAACCUCAUCAUCCCCUGCCUCCUCAUUUCCUGCCUGACCGUGCUGGUCUUCUACCUGCCCUCCGACUGCGGCGAGAAGAUCACCCUUUGCAUCUCCGUCCUCCUCUCCCUCACCGUCUUCCUCCUCCUCAUCACCGAGAUCAUCCCGUCGACCUCCCUGGUCAUCCCGCUGAUUGGCGAGUAUUUGCUCUUCACCAUGAUCUUUGUCACCCUCUCCAUCGUCAUCACCGUCUUUGUCCUCAACGUCCAUCACCGGUCGCCGAGCACCCACAAGAUGCCGCGGUGGGUCCGCACCGUCUUCCUAGACUUCAUCCCCCGCUGGCUUUUCAUGAAGCGCCCUCCAGUGUUAGCUCCGGGGCUCAAGGUGGCCAGUGAGGAGGUGAUUGGGCAGUACGACUCACCCCCUGCCAAUCUUAGUACAUCACGGUGCUGGCUGGAGACGGACAUUGACGACAAGUGGACCGAAGAAGAGGACAGCAGUGAGGAGAGGGUGCACGCGGGCUGGCUGCCCCUCCAAGGCGCCUGCCGCCAUCACUGCCUCCAGUACCGCUACACUUGCGCCCGCCACCUGGGAAGGGGCUUUGUGGAGCUGGUGCAGCGGCCAGCCAGCAAGCCAGAGGACGUCGUGUCGUCUGAGCAGGGGCUGCAGCUCUCUCCAAGCAUCCUGAAGGCCCUGGAAGGAGUGCACUACAUUGCCGACCACCUGCGGGCUGAGGAUGCAGACUUCUCGGUGAAGGAAGACUGGAAGUACGUUGCCAUGGUGAUUGACCGCAUCUUCCUCUGGAUGUUCAUCAUUGUCUGCUUGCUGGGGACAAUUGGUCUUUUCCUCCCACCUUUCCUGGCAGGCAUGAUCUAGCCUCUGUGCAGCUGAGUCGGGUGUGUGUGUGUGUGUGCGCACACUCCUCAAAGGUAGCCUAGUUGAGGCCUGUUGAAACACCACCACAUAAACUCUUCCUUGCUUACCUGGUGGAUCCAGCAAAGCGAUUGUCACUGAGAUUCAAAAUGGCCCCAGAUCAGAAGUACCUGUUCCCCAGGGAUCCUUGAGUUAGAUCCUUUCUCAGUUAGCAGAACCCGUUUUUACAAACUAGCGAGAGGAAGAGGGACUGGAGACUCGAUUUUUCUUUCUAGAUUAACUUUGCUGCAGCAGCUGGUUGGGGCAUUGGGUGGGAGGUGCAGCCUGGCAGAGGGCCUUGGCUUGCUGAGAAUGUCCUUCUAAACGGCUGCUGGUGGCUGCAUUGAGUCACUUCUAGCAAAAUGGCUGUCAUGAUUGCUGGCUGAGCAUGUGCGUCCAUGGAGGGGGAGGAUGCUGUGUACAUUGCAAGGGCGCUUGGAGUGUACAGUCAGAGAUAUUGCUGGACCGGGCUUUUCAUCUCCUCCCCCGCCCCCCACCAGUGUUUCCUCCCAGGGAGGAUCAAGUUUGCUCUAAUGUGCUGGGCAGAACUGGCCUCCAACUCAUUCUCUGGUGAGCUGUGGCCAUGAGAAAAUUCGCCUUCCCUGGUGCCAGUUCUGGGUCUGGAGCCCACUUGCUGAGCUCUGGUGUGCACCUGGUGUCCACAGCUGAUGCUGUGCGAGCCCCAUACUUGGGUGGGUGGGGACGUGAAGCAUGCCAGAGUAGGCCACUGGCUGUCCUGUGCCAGCUGCUCUGAGCUUUGCAAGGAAGGAUGAUGCUUGGAUGGUGCUCCUCUCUUGAGAGCUGAAGCCCUCUUCUGAUUUGGCCAGGUGGUGCCUGCUCUGUCUUAAGCCUUUAUCGGCAUCUCUAGGGGCUAGAAUACACUCUGAAAUGUCGUAAAACCAAUGGAGAUUCUCAUAAUGCCAAAUUCAGUCCAGGUGCUGAAAUCUGAAAAUAUUUGUGCGCACGUGGAACGCAUGCAGCUCUUAGUUAUGGGAAACGAAAAAGAUUCUAAAAGUCAGAGAUACAUUUCAAAGAGAGAGAAAGAUUCCACGUCGAAGGGUGGGGGGAAAUAUUAAGAUUUCCAUCAAUAUGUUGGGGAUGGGGGUGGGGGGAGGAAAGGAGGGGAAGCCCCUUCACUCUGGCGGGUUGUGUCGCUGGUCUCACUCCCGGCCCCCAAGCAGACACCGUUCCUCAGCCUGUGGGCCUUUCUGGCUCAUCAGCAAUCCCAUAACCAGGGUGUUCACCGCCUGGGGAAUGUAGACUGGGGAACAAGAUUGCAGCUGAACGUGUGUCCAUCAUCUGAAAUGACUCUGAGGUCGCUGAGCACAGAAUUGGUUUGCAAACAGUGUACGCGUUCACCGCAAUGCAACAUGGGAGACGGAAUACAUUUCUAAAGCAGAUGUGUAGGCUGUUGUUUCCGUAAAGCUGUAGAGGAUCAAUCUUUGUUCUUCCCACUAGCCUCCUCCUCCUGCCACCAGGGAACUGGCCAUGGCAAAGCCCUCGUCUCGUGGUCACCCACUCAGCAUCCUGAUAAGAAUGUAGGAAGCGGCCUCCUACUGAGUCAGACCAUUGGUCCCUCCAUCCCAUAAUAGCCUGCCCUGAUGGGCUGAGAGCUCUCGGGGGCUCUCGGCCCACCCCCUGCUCCCGUGAGAUGGAAGUGCUAGGGAUGGAGCCUGGGAGCUUCUGCGUGCCAAGCAGGGGCUGUACCACUGAGGUCUAGCCCCCUUGUGCAAGCCCUUCUUCUGCUCCCAGUGACCACUUGGGGAGGGUGAAGCUUUUAGUGAUGGGGGGAGUCCAAACAUAGACCAUCUCCCUGCUCCAGCCAAGCCCACUGGCAGUCCACACAGCUAGGCUGCAGAGGAUGGAGAUGACUCAAGGGUUGCCUUCACACCCGGCCCCCAACUCUAGAGCACGGAUGAGCAUAUGUGUCUUUGCCUC
This is a messenger RNA of Hemicordylus capensis (graceful crag lizard), 4103 nucleotides long. It is a transcript of the gene CHRNA2, whose product is annotated as cholinergic receptor nicotinic alpha 2 subunit. The transcript is spliced from 7 exons. Gene Ontology annotation, cellular component: synapse; postsynaptic membrane; neuron projection. Bases 534 to 2129 code for a protein of 531 amino acids. NCBI's taxonomy places the organism in Eukaryota, Metazoa, Chordata, Lepidosauria, Squamata, Cordylidae. The record is from RefSeq and is a predicted model, not a curated record. Gene Ontology annotation, molecular function: acetylcholine-gated monoatomic cation-selective channel activity; transmembrane signaling receptor activity. Gene Ontology annotation, biological process: regulation of membrane potential; signal transduction; monoatomic ion transmembrane transport.